Molecule: messenger RNA, 1247 nt
Organism: Octodon degus (degu)
Lineage: Eukaryota; Metazoa; Chordata; Mammalia; Rodentia; Octodontidae
Product: keratin, type II cytoskeletal 8-like
Exons: 1
Coding region: 1-1014 (337 amino acids)
Cellular component (GO): keratin filament
Source: RefSeq, a predicted model, not a curated record
AUGGACAACAUGUUCGAAAGCUACAUCAACAACCUCCGGCGGCAGCUGGACUCACUGGGUCAGGAGAAAAUGAAGCUGGAGGCGGAGCUUGGCAACAUGCAGGGGCUGGUGGAGGACUUCAAGAAUAAAUAUGAAGAUGAGAUCAACAAGCGUACAGAGAUGGAGAAUGAAUUUGUCCUCAUCAAGAAGGAUGUGGAUGAAGCUUACAAGAACAAGGUGGAGCUUGAGUCACGCCUGGAGGGGCUGACUGAUGAGAUCAACUUCCUCAGGCAGCUGUAUGAAGAGGAGAUACGUGAGCUGCAGUCUCAGAUCUCGGACACAUCUGUGGUGCUGUCCAUGGACAACAGCCACUCCCUGGACCUGGACGGCAUCAUCGCCGAGGUCAAGGCCCAGUACGAGGAGAUCACCAACCGCAGCCGUGCCGAGGCUGAGAACAUGUACCAGAUCAAGUAUGAAGAGUUGCAGACUCUGGCUGGGAAGCAUGGGGAUGACCUCCGCCACACGAAGACUGAGAUCUCUGAGAUAACCCGCAGCAUCAGCCACCUGCAGGUGGAGAUUGAGGCCCUCAAAGGCCAGAGAGCAUCCCUGGAGGCUGCCAUCGCUGAUGCCGAGCAGCGUGGGGAGAUGGCCAUUAAGGAUGCCAAUGCCAAGCUGGCCCAGCUGGAGGCUGCCCUGCAGAAGGCCAAGCAGUACAUGGCCCGGCAGCUGCGCCAGUACCAGGAGCUCAUGAAUGUCAAGCUGGCGCUGGACAUCGAGAUCGCCACCUACCGCAAGCUGCUGGAGGGCGAGGAGAACAGGCUGGAGGCUGGGAUGCAGAACUUGAGCAUCCACAUGAAGACCACCAGUGGCUAUUCAGGAAUGGUGAGCUCACCCUAUGGGGGACUCACAAGCCCUGGCUUUGCGAGCAUCCAAAGCCCUGGCUUCACCCGUACCAAGUCUGCUGUGGUUGUGAAGAAGAUCGAGACCCGCGAUGGGAAGCUGGUGUCUGAGACCUCGGAUGUCCUGCCCAAGUGAAUGGGCCACAGCAGCCGCUCCAGCCCGCACCUCUCACGAGGCCGCCCCAGAGCCCGUGGGGAGACAGCUGUACAAGGGAGCAUUGAGAGCAAGAGACCCACCUGAGGCUCAGCUUAGCCCUUAACCCACCCUUGGGGGGACAUUACUGCCUGGGGUACCCCUUCUUGCCCGUACUCUUCACCAAAACCCAAUUCAAUUGUUUUUUCCAAAAUAAAGCCUGGUUUUGCCACCUG